CCAAGGAAUCGCACCAUGCCAAUGGUUCCCCAGCCAUUUGACCGUGUAGAAAAUACUUUUAACACGCUAGCUAAACACUGUUUGCGAUUCUAUCCCGUUGUUGAUAUUGCGCUGUAUCAAAGCACGUUGAAUGCCCGGCAGAUACAAAUUGUUAAUCAAAGAGCCUCCAGGCUCUGUAGACGUGCACAAAGUAUGCAAAUACUAAAGGCGUCGGAAUUCUCUUGGGAAGUAUGCUCGUGGCAUGAUGUAUUCGGUUUAAUUCUUGAUGACGAAUGGUUUAAAAUGGAUAAGAGGAAAUAUAAAUUUGUUGAAGAAGACACCGAUGGAAACGAGAUAGUCAAAACGCGAAUUCCCGAUGCCACAUUUGGCCUCACCACAUAUGACAGCAGUGCUAUUGACCUAAACCGCGAAUUUAUGGUCGCUGGUUACCAAGCGGACUACAGCAACAAGCAGCCGGAUGACCGCCUCUCCAAAGACCGCCUGAAAGCUAUGACGCAUAACCCGCAGUGUGGCCUAGUUGUUGAUGGCGUGUGGGGAGAAGCAGACAUUGUCUUUCCGUUUGCCGUAUAUGAGGCAAAGAAAAGGGUAGAAGAUUAUGAAGAUGCCAAGCAGCAAAUUCAGCAUGCAUGCCAGAUAUACUUGUCUAUGCUGGACGACCUGGCCCGAGAUCCUAAAAAUGUUGCCAAGUAUCAGACUGAAGGGUCUCAUCCUUGUCAAAUGUUUGCUCUUGUAUCACACGGGUCUCGGUGGAGCGUUUAUAUGGUAUGGAGCUCUUUUGAGACAUGCCAUAUUGAAACAUUAUGGUAUGGCGAUGUUACAAUUCCCACCGAUGCGUUAAAGCUUAUAUGCAUUGUGGACCAAAUACAUGAUUACGCUAUUCAGUAUCACCGCCCUUCUGUACUAAAUCAUCUAUCCUCGUGGCUUACUUGGAGUGAGAAG
Molecule: messenger RNA, 939 nt
Organism: Trichoderma virens Gv29-8
Lineage: Eukaryota; Fungi; Ascomycota; Sordariomycetes; Hypocreales; Hypocreaceae
Exons: 3
Source: RefSeq, a predicted model, not a curated record